Molecule: messenger RNA, 1029 nt
Organism: Glycine soja
Lineage: Eukaryota; Viridiplantae; Streptophyta; Magnoliopsida; Fabales; Fabaceae
Product: non-specific lipid-transfer protein-like protein At2g13820
Exons: 4
Coding region: 120-803 (227 amino acids)
Source: RefSeq, a predicted model, not a curated record
CUUCUCCAACCCAACCAUCAAAACUCCCAAAGACUCAUUUUUCUUUGUACAUCUUAAAGCCUUCAUAAAUUUUAAAAUUCCCAGUGGACCCCACAAGGCAUAACUUGAGAAAAAUACACAUGGCAAGUUUUGGGCCUCUUUGCUGCAAAGCUCUAGUGAUAGCCGUGGUGGCUAUGGUGAUGGGUGCACCAAGCUAUGGCCAAAUCAGCACGCCAUGUAACGCUUCAAUACUAGGCACUUUCUUCACACCUUGCAUGAAUUUUCUGACUAAUAGCAGUGGCAAUGGAACCUCACCAACAACGGAGUGCUGCAGUGCCCUUAAAUCUCUCACAAGUGGUGGCAUGGAUUGUUUGUGUCUCAUUGUGACUGGCAGCGUUCCCUUCAGAAUACCCGUCAAUCGAACCUUAGCCAUUUCUCUCCCUCGUGCAUGCAACAUGGCCGGUGUCCCAGUGCAAUGCAAAGCCUCGGGUUCACCACUCCCUGCUCCUGGACCAGUGUCUCUUGGACCAUCUCCUUCGCCAGCAUCAGCUCCAUCUGCUCCCUCUGGAUUUACUCCAACCCCUAGUCCUCAAGCUUCUACUGUUCUCCCAUCACCAACUUCACCUUCUCUGGCACCACAAUCUGACACAACUACUCCCUCUCUUUUGACUCCACCAUCUCCAUCAGCGGAUUCUGGUAACCCAUCUGUACCAACUGGAAGUGGUCGCACUAAUCUCUCUCCAUCAUCUGCCAUGACAUCUUACAGUGUCUCACCUUCUCUUCUCUUCAUUGCACUUGGAUUUGCUCUUCUCAAAUACUACUAGCUUGUGUGUUCGCCAUAUCUUAUGAUUUGUGAAGACCUACUUUAUACAUAUAUAGAUAUUAUGUUUCUAUAUAUUAUAUUCUUUACCGUGUGGCCAUUACCUUAGAUUUUAAGAUUGUCUCAGACCCCACAUUUGGGGGAGUAUUUAUCGUACUUUUGCAUUUUAAUGUAUAUAUGUAAAAAAAAAAAUGGAAACUGAAGUUCUUGUUAUUUUAUUCAGUCUUGAA